Molecule: messenger RNA, 1366 nt
Organism: Exophiala viscosa
Lineage: Eukaryota; Fungi; Ascomycota; Eurotiomycetes; Chaetothyriales; Herpotrichiellaceae
Product: ubiquitin-conjugating enzyme E2 J2
Exons: 1
Coding region: 262-1092 (276 amino acids)
Source: RefSeq, a predicted model, not a curated record
UCGCCGCAACCUGCAUACUUCCCGAGGUUUGGUCGUGUGUUCUCUUCCUCAAUCCUCAAUUUCCCAUUCACGUUUCUUACUAUACUUUUUAUUCACUGCCAGCGUUGUCGCACACAUAUGUUUGAUUAAACGACAUUUCCUACGAGAAGAGAAAUAGACGACAUUCUUCACUCAGAACAAACCCUCUCUCUUAUCGCCCGUCGCUUCCAUUGAUCUCCUUCGCAACUCUACGCUCUUUCACCUACCUUUUCUAUCUUAUCGAUGGCCACCAAGGCAGCACACAAGCGGCUACUUCGGGAGUAUGAAGCUAUCAAAAAGUCGCCCCCACCGAUGAUCACCGCGCACCCAUCUGAAUCAAACAUUCUCGAAUGGCACGCAUUACUUGAAGGUGCCCCGAACACGCCGUAUGCAAACGGUCAAUAUUGGGCAACCUUAACAUUUCCACCUGACUACCCAUUUGCGCCGCCUGCUAUCCGAAUGCACACACCCAGUGGUCGAUUUCAGCCAUCCACCCGACUCUGUUUGAGCAUAAGCGAUUUCCACCCAAAAUCCUUCAAUCCCGCAUGGUCGGUAUCCACAAUCCUCAUUGGCCUCAUGUCAUUCAUGAACAGCGAGGAGAUGACAGCUGGUAGUGUCGGCGGAACUGAGGCAGAAAGGAAAUGGCAUGCAGCCAGGUCAAGAUGGUGGAACUCAACAGGCGGCGGGUCAGCUACGAAGCCUGUCCCAGGUGUGCACGCUACAACGAAGGGCCUCGGCAAUAUCAAAGCAGGAGAUGGCGGUGUCAAGUUUAGAGCAGAAUUUCCAGAUGAGGACAAGGAGAAUUGGGAGUGGAUAGCAGAACAUCGGAUUGAUCCAGCCACUGGCCGAAUACUGCCUGAUCCUGAGGGCGAAACCAUCAACUGUUCACCGGAGACCAAAGCGCUGCGGCGGAUAUUGGGAGGCAGCACGGGAGUUGGUGCAGUCGUCCAAGGAGGGCAAGCGGCACGAGAUGCUGGCCAAGGCUGGAUCUGGCGGAACAAGGUCUGGCUACUAGGCAGCUGCUUGAUUGUAUAUGUCAUGCUCUCAAGGGUCCUGACUGCAGGAGCGGAUUGACCUUCAUGAUUCAUGUUUGCAGAACAAUUCAGAACCAUGCAGGGAAAAUGAAUCUUUGGUGGAGAGCAAGGCGUCUGGCGCGUGAGGGUGGGGGAAAUUUCAUGCAUGAAAAGGCCUGAAGGCCUAUCAAUAGCGCCUAAGAGGUGAAAGAUCUGCCGGGGUCGGCGGGUCAUGGCUAUGGUUCCAUCUGGACUUCGAAUUCGGCAAGCAGAUAGGUGCUUCUUCGGAGAGACUGCUUGGUUGGGAAUAUGCGGCGGAGUCUUGCUUGCAGACA